This is a messenger RNA of Lodderomyces oxycetoniae, 1197 nucleotides long. It is a transcript of the gene WSC1, whose product is annotated as Wsc1p. NCBI's taxonomy places the organism in Eukaryota, Fungi, Ascomycota, Pichiomycetes, Serinales, Debaryomycetaceae. The record is from RefSeq and is a predicted model, not a curated record. The transcript has a single exon. Bases 1 to 1197 code for a protein of 398 amino acids.
AUGUUUUCAAGGCUAAUACCACUAAUACUAUCCCUCAUAUCACUUGCCAAUGCAGCAGAUGUGUAUUAUCCAGCAGCACAACUAGUUGGUUGUUACUCGGGAGUCGGUGAUUCAGAAGCUGACUCUCAGGGAGAUUACCAAUGGCAGUCUUCAGGCUAUUGCUCUAAUCAUUUAUGCCCCGACUCACAAUAUGUUGCCAUAAAAGGCGAAGAGUGUAUUUGUUUAAAUAGCUUGCCUUCAUCAUCCAAUAAACAGUCCGAUGACUCAAAAUGCAAUAUACCUUGUCCCGGAUAUAAUAAGGAAAUGUGCGGUGGAUCAAGUUUUUAUUCGAUAUUUUUUGGCGUUAAUAAUAGUGGGAAUAAUGGUGGUGGUGGUAGUAGUAGUGGUAGUUCUUCAUCUGAUGACUCAGAUUCUUCAACAAGCUCAUCAUCAUCAGCAGGAUCCUUGUCUUCUUCUGCAUCGGGCUCAUCAUCAUCCCCUUCAAGUAAUCAACAAUCAACAAUUACAAAUGUUGUCACAUCGAGCAAUGAUGCUGGAGAAGUUGUUAUUAGAACAAUUACACAAACUUCUUCGGGAGAUGCUUCAAACACUGAAGCUACACCUGCUUCAGAAACUUCUUCUUCAGAAGGAGAUGCCGAAGCAACAAAUGGUAAUGAAAACAAGUCAAAAUCAUCGGUUGGGUCAAUUGUAGGUGGAGUAGUUGGAGGAGUAGCAGGAGCCGUAGUCAUUGCUGGAUUAUUGUUCUUUUUCAUAAGGAGAAGAAAUAGAGGAUACGAUGAUAAUGAUUACGAUGAAGGUUAUAGCCACGAUGAAGAAAAAUACUACAGCAAUGAUAAAUUACAAAAUUUCUUUGCCAUGUCUCGAUCAAAUGGUUCAACUCGUGAUAAAAACAGCAACAGAAACAGCAACAGAAACAAUAAUAAUAAUAACAAUAAUAAUAAUAAUGGAGCAUCACCAUUAGACAUGCCAAUGUCUAAUCCAUUCCAACACCCAGCCGACAAUACAGCAAAUCAAAAUUCAACAGAAAGGACAACAACUAACGGAGCAACAUUGGGAUUAGCUGAUCCUAGAAUAAACUUGGCCCUGGUUGGAAGGAGAAGAUUGAGCGAGGGUUCACUUGUAGAUGAAGCUAUUUAUUCACAAGGAAAAUUUUUACAAGUUAUCAAUCCUGAUGAACGAAGAUCACAAAUUUUAUAA